Messenger RNA from Penicillium riverlandense, 441 nucleotides. RefSeq lists its product as uncharacterized. NCBI's taxonomy places the organism in Eukaryota, Fungi, Ascomycota, Eurotiomycetes, Eurotiales, Aspergillaceae. The record is from RefSeq and is a predicted model, not a curated record. Gene Ontology annotation, molecular function: protein binding. The transcript has a single exon. Bases 1 to 441 code for a protein of 146 amino acids.
AUGUGGAUUGAAGCACUGCCAAAUGAGCUACUAUAUAUGAUCGCAAAGAUGCUACGUCGACAGCGGUACAUCAACUCUUUAAGCCGGACAACUCGGCAUCUAUAUUCCCAUCUUACUCCUCUCCUCUAUUCCAAUAAUGUGAAGUACGGCAACUCAUCUGCCCUAUGGUUCAGCGUGUCUCACGACCUACCUGGGACCACUCGACAACUCAUCGAUGCGGGGGCGGACCUAGAAAUCAGAAACAGUUAUGGGAUGACUCCACUACUCAGGGCCGCCAUGGGUGAUCACGUUGACGUGGCCAAGGUCCUUAUUGAGGGCGGAGCGGAUAUGAAGGCCCAGCAUGAAUGGCCGGAAGGCCGUGGGCAAACUGCAAUCCACCUGGCGGCAUCAAGUGGAUGUGGGAAUAUGGUGGAAUUACUCUUGGAGAAGGGGGUUGACUGA